CCUACUACCCAUUCCUUCCAGACCGAGAAUUCUCAAGGAACAUGGGCCUCUACGUACUCCUAUGGUGGCUGGGUGGCGUGGCUGCUGUGCUCGCUGUGCUAAUCGUGGGGUUCGGGAUCGUGUACCGGCGGAUCGCUGGGGUGUCUACGUCCAAGGCCAGUAUGAAGGGCAAGACGGUUAUCAUUACGGGGGCGUCUGCAGGAAUAGGCAUGGAGGCCGCCAGGGACAUGGCCAGGCGCGGGGCGAGGGUCAUCCUUGCCUGCAGAAACUUGACGAAGGCGGCCGGAGUGGCAGCCGACAUACAAACAAGCACGGGAAACAGCGACGUGGUCGUGCGUGAGCUGGAUACCUCCUCCCUCGCCUCCGUCAGAGCCUUCGCCGCUAAUAUCCUCGCCACGGAGUCUAGACUCGACGUCCUCGUCCUAAACGCCGGCAUCGGAGGACUGGACGAGAGGAGACUGACUUCGGAGGGACUCGAGAUGACGAUGGCGACCAACCAUUUCGGACACUUCCUUCUCGGCAACUUGCUCCUCGGGUUGCUGAAGAAGUGUUCCCCCAGCAGAAUAGUCAUCACUUCCUCUGACUCCCACGGUCAUAUCUCCGACUUCGAUCCCAAGAAUCUGAACUUCGGAAAGGGCGAAUUCGGACCUUACCGUUCCUACUGUCAGUCGAAGCUCUGCAAUGUGUUAUACGCUCGUCAGCUGUCGCACCUGUUGGCUGACACUGGUGUCGUGGCCAACUCUCACUGCCCGGGUCUCGUGGCCACAGAGAUCUUCCAGAAAUCGGGUGGAUUCUUGAUCGGCAAACUCUUCCGAUUCUUGGCUCUGUUCAUGUCCAAGACGGUUGAACAAGGCGCGCAGACGAUCAUACAUCUGGCAACGGCUCCGGAAACAGGGACCAUAAGCGGGAAGUUCUUCAUGGACUGCAAGGUAUCCCAGAUGGAAUCUUCUUACGGGAGAGAUAAUGCCCUGGCCAAGAUUGUCUGGGAAGAGAGUGAGCAGAUUGUAGGCCUAAAACCCGAAGAAAAGCACUACUAAAUAGGCCUGUGAUGAUCCUAAUAGGCCUGGUAGAACAUGGUCGACUUUUAACUCGUUCAGUGUAAUGGAUGUGAUUGAUAUAUUUCUCUGCUUUGUAUGAUUUUAUAGUAAUUUUUAUUUUGUUUGUGGAUAUUAGACGAGAGACUUUUUAUAUUUGAAUGUUAGAUUGAGAUUAAGGUUUAGUGGUUCAGUGUAAUUCACUUUUCGAAUACAUUUACAGUUAAUGUGGAAAAAAUAUUAUGUCAAAUAUUAUGAUUAAAGAAAAAAACUCGGCUACAAAAAAAAAAGCAAACAGGUUUAGAGCAGAAAUACAUUGACAGUGUCAGAAUUACAGUGAAAUGAAAGUCACAUUAAAUGGAACAGUAAGUCCUAACGUUUCGAGUAAGAUAGAUAUUCUCAUCAAACUAAAAUAAAGCGUUUAAUCGCCCGAUGAGGAGGAGAGUCCUUCUCGAAACGUCAAGUUCUCUCUUCUUCUUUUUCCUUGGAAUUGUUGUAUUUCAUUGAAUAUAUGAUUAGGUUUCGGUAAGGAAUUGAUAUCCACUACCGCAAGCUUAUAAUUUAUUCCAUGGGUCAAACCAUUAAAAUUUUAGAAAUGGUGUUUGUAUUGCUGGCUAACAACGAUAUUCACGAAACACAUGAAUAGGUAGUUAUAUGUUCGGUUUUGAAAAUGCAUUGUAAUUUCUUAAUAUUGACGAAUAUUAAACACAUAUAAAUAUUUCCCGCUUC
This is a messenger RNA of Penaeus chinensis, 1763 nucleotides long. RefSeq names its product retinol dehydrogenase 12-like. The record is from RefSeq and is a predicted model, not a curated record. The transcript has 9 exons. NCBI's taxonomy places the organism in Eukaryota, Metazoa, Arthropoda, Malacostraca, Decapoda, Penaeidae. The coding region runs from base 42 to 1037 and encodes 331 amino acids.